AUGCCUUUUGGAUUAAAAGUUGCUCCUUCACUGUUCCAAAAAGCCAUGACCAAGAUAUUUGCUCCAAUUCUUGAUAAUGCCUUGAUCUGUAUUGAUGAUAUCUUACUAUUCUCUCCUGAUGACACCUUUCAUGCACAGUUAUUGGAUAAGUUCCAACGCAUUGUUCAACAAUAUGGGAUAAUGCUUCAGAGAAAAAGAUACUCAUUGUACAUUGCUCAACCUCAUAUUGCUCAGUCACUUGCAGAUUUCCCUGAUGCAAAUCUCUCAAAGAAACAAAUCCAAUAUUGCCCAGCUCACAUAUCCACUCAGAUAGAUGCUCAAAAAAAACCACACACGUGGUCUCAGAUUCAGACAAAUGCAGUACAAGCCUUGAAGAUAAAAGCAAAGUCACUUCCCACUUUAAAGAUUCCCUCAAAUGGCAAAAAAAUAUUACAGAUAGAUGCUAGUGAACAGUUCUGGUCAGCAAUCCUUUUAGAAGAAAAAAAUGGAACCAGAUAA
Molecule: messenger RNA, 498 nt
Organism: Durio zibethinus
Lineage: Eukaryota; Viridiplantae; Streptophyta; Magnoliopsida; Malvales; Malvaceae
Source: RefSeq, a predicted model, not a curated record